Closterium sp. Naga37s-1 is the source of this 426-nucleotide messenger RNA. The record is from the annotation of a GenBank genome assembly. Lineage: Eukaryota; Viridiplantae; Streptophyta; Zygnematophyceae; Desmidiales; Closteriaceae.
AUGUCCCUAACGGAACCUUGCCGCUGCCUCUCACCCCCCCGCACGGAAUCUGAGGAGGCCUCCGCAUCACGUGGUGCUGCAUUGGAUUGCGGUGGCCUCGACGAGAGCAAGAACCACCUGGUGAUGUCUCACCUGCGCGCGAGGAGCACCACCGAUGUCUCAGAAGACAUGUGCCUCGAGGGGAGCACGGGCGAUAACACGCACCUGCUUGGGCAGGCUCCAGAGGGGGAGGAGGAGGAGGAGGAGGAGGAGGAGGAGGAGGAGGAGGAGGAGGAGGAGGAGGAGCUGCAGGCGGAGGGCGUCAGGGAGGUGGGCGUGGCAACUGGGCUGGAGGUGCUGUACCAAGAGACCCCCAACUACCGCGGAGGGGCGGCCGAGGCUGACCGCAUGAUCGAGCCCAGGCAGACGGCCACGCACGCGUGCUAG